AGGUCGUCGACAAGAUGGCCAACAACGAGCCUCACACGGCCUCGGCGCCGCCAGUGCCCUCGUCGUCGAGCAGUACCCCCUCCCCCGCCGCCCUCUCCCGAGCCCUUUCCGACCUCGCCCUCGUCCACGCGACCCCUCCUGCACACCCUGAACCUCCCUCGCCACGAACACGUUCGCCACGAGCCGCCUCGCCUACGUCCUCGGCCGCGGCAUCGUCUUUCGGCAGCUCGAUCUUCGACCGCCCGCCCGUCUCGUCGCGCUCGACCCGCGACAGCACCCUCACGUCGCUGCACCGGCACCCGUCCCAAGUGGGCCCGUCGAGCGCUCUGGCGUCCGCGAUGGGACCGCCGGGCGGUGGAGGCAGGAAGGCGAGCGUCAGCCUCCAGCUGUUCAAGGAGACGGCGCGAGCGGGCGAGGGCGGCGAGACGGCUGGCGAGGGACGACGGGCUGCCGCUCGGCCUUCGCCGAGCAAGUCACGGCACCCGUCGUCGAGCUCGUCGGUCAAGGGCAAGGAGCGCGAGCGCGAGCACACGGUCACGCUCCCCGUCGGCGACGGGUACCUCACGUUCUCGUCGCCCUCGCCUCGCCCGACGCGACCAUCUUUGCGCCA
Messenger RNA from Rhodotorula graminis WP1, 610 nucleotides. RefSeq lists its product as uncharacterized. Lineage: Eukaryota; Fungi; Basidiomycota; Microbotryomycetes; Sporidiobolales; Sporidiobolaceae. The transcript has a single exon. The annotation marks the transcript as partial. The record is from RefSeq and is a predicted model, not a curated record.